Sycon ciliatum is the source of this 1164-nucleotide messenger RNA. RefSeq names its product small ribosomal subunit protein mS23-like. Bases 119 to 553 code for a protein of 144 amino acids. Gene Ontology annotation, biological process: translation. NCBI's taxonomy places the organism in Eukaryota, Metazoa, Porifera, Calcarea, Leucosolenida, Sycettidae. The transcript is spliced from 4 exons. The record is from RefSeq and is a predicted model, not a curated record. Gene Ontology annotation, molecular function: structural constituent of ribosome. Gene Ontology annotation, cellular component: ribosome; mitochondrion.
GAUCGCGGAUAUCAUCAGUGUGUACGUGUUUUGAAAACCCACAAAGAAGAAUUAUUGUUGUGAACAGUGAUAGGCUUUCUAGUACUAACGCCAACCUACUACGAUACGAGUGGCAGCAAUGCCGUUUUCGCGGCUGUACAAGUACAAGGACGUGAUAACCAGAACACGCAAUUUGGUGAAAGGUGGCAUCUAUGUGCAGGGGACGCAGCCCAAGUGGCUGGCCGUCGCCAUGCGGUUCCCGCCGCAUCGGCUGCCCGAGCGCUACAACUACAGGUUUCAGCCGCAGCUUGGCCUGCUGAUCUACCCCGAAGACGAGCUGCGAAAGCUCUUUUACACGACCUAUGAUUUCCGCACUCAACCCCUAACGCUAUUCGGCAAUGAGGAGAAGACCAAGCCAAUGCAGCUGUGUGACCGCUAUGUCAAGCUGCAGAUGCAGGUGAUGGAGGAGCAGGCUCUGACGGCCGUGGACUCGCAGAAAAUCGUCGAGGAGCUGAUGGCCGAGAGUGGGGAGGCGCUGCCACGACUGGAUCAAACAGACGAAUACCAGCGCUGACCAGAGGAAUUAUGUACUCUUGCUGCUAUUGAACCUCGUUGAGAGCUGGAACCCUAGUGGUCCAGGCCAGACCUAGUAAAUUAUUUGCUCAUGCUAUCGCUAAAUUUGUGCGCGCUGAAGUAUGUUAGGCUGAGUAUUGCUUGUGAUGCGGCUGAUUUACGUGUUACCGUAAAGCGGGCACGUUUUCACGCAAGCUUUAAUUUCACGAGCUCAAUGAUCGGGAACAAGAAUUUUCGACCAGAUGCGAUGACAUCACAUGAUAUGCCUCACGCCACAAUCAUCACAUUUGCCUAACUUGUUUGGCACAAACAAGCCUGCCAUUUGAGAUCGCAAGCAGAAAACAUCACACAAUGGUCCUGCUUUACAGUGUCAGUGUGUCUUGAUGAAGGCAAGAUGACAGCAACACUUAUACAAUCAUGUACUACAUGUGCAUGCCAGUAUCUUGUGUGCCUGUGUAGUGAUCAUAUCCAUAAUGUCUUGAUGAAGGCAAGAUGACACCAACACUUAUACAAUCAUGUGCAUGUACAUGCCAGUAUCUUGUGCAUGUGGCUGUGUAGUGAUCAUAUAAUUAUGUCUUGAUGAAGGCAAGAAUAGAUGAUGCCAACACAGAA